Molecule: messenger RNA, 4910 nt
Organism: Sturnus vulgaris (Common starling)
Lineage: Eukaryota; Metazoa; Chordata; Aves; Passeriformes; Sturnidae
Source: RefSeq, a predicted model, not a curated record
AAUGGGUGUGCUCUCUCUCCUCUUUGCCCCUUUGUGUUGCCUAAAUUUUGUUGGAAGCACUCUGUUGCAGUCAGCAGCUUUACCUGAUUUGCAGCUCUUGCCACCUCAUGUUUUUCUUUUGAGCUCUCCUUUGUUGUUGUUGUUGCGUAAAAAUUUUGCUGCUAUUGCGAAACAGAUUUUUGUGCUUGAGCUAUUGCUCAAUUUUCACUUUGGGAUUUGCUUCAUUAGGUUUAUCACAUGUUAUUUAGUAGCAUAUGCUUUACUAAAUAUGUUUCCACGGUGAUAUAUGAGCUCCUUCACACCUGAGAAAUUUCAAAUUAUAAUUCAGUUUUAUGUGUCGAGAAAACAUGUAACUGUAUGUACAAAUUUAUGUGAGUUUAAGUUUGUUUCCCAGUGGACUUACUGUGGGGCUGUUUCUUCAUGAGCCACUGCUCCUGUAAGGCAGGAGCCAGUUCCUGUUUCAAUGUGAAGUUAAAUAUUUACAUGCAGACUUGUGUAAUGGUGAAGUAGGUUGGGGACUUAUUUUAUUCCUCUGUGUCCCUUUUUUGUUACAGUUAAGUGUUGUUUUUCUUGACUUGAUUUCCCCUUCCCCACUUGUAUGAAGUAUUUGUAUUGUUUUCCUUAAUGGAUAUGAACUUUAUAGGGGUAUAAACUUUAUAGUUGAAUGGUAACUGACAAGUGCAUUGUGAAAAAGAAAAAAAAGUAUUAAGGUAUUUUUAUAUAUUUACUCACCCUUGAUAAUGUUUGGCUUGCUGUCAAUGGAUAAUGAUGCUGAGGAAGUAUGGAAUAUCAAUUUGUGAUAAUUCUUGGUCAUGCAUGGGUUUUUGGCACAUGUGUGAAUUUUUUUGGAGGGUCUUUUUUUGUUGGUUGUUUUCUGUUAAAAUUUCAAUUUUGCUUUGUAGAACCAAGUCAGUUUUCACAAACACUGAACGGAGUUCCUCCCUCAAGCCAAGUCACCAGUGGAAUGGACCCCUUCCAUGCUUGUAGUAUUCUCCAGCAGCUGAAGACCAUGUAUGAUGAAGGACAGCUGACAGAUAUUGUGGUGGAAGUGGAUCAUGGGAAAACAUUCUCCUGUCAUAGGAAUGUUCUUGCUGCAAUCAGUCCUUAUUUCAGAUCGAUGUUCACGAGCGGCCUUACCGAGAGUACCCAGAAGGAAGUUCGGAUCGUUGGUGUGGAAGCAGAGUCGAUGCAUUUAGUGUUGAACUAUGCAUAUACCUCCAGAGUAGUGCUGACAGAGGCCAACGUUCAAGCUUUGUUCACUGCAGCCAGUAUCUUCCAGAUCCCUUCCAUACAAGACCAGUGUGCUAAAUACAUGAUCAGUCACUUGGACCCGCAGAACUCCAUUGGGGUGUUCAUCUUUGCUGAUCACUAUGGCCAUCAGGAACUCAAAGACAGGUCACAAGACUACAUUCGCAAGAAGUUUCUGAGUGUCACCAAAGAGCAAGAGUUUCUUCAGUUGAGAAAAGACCAACUGAUAAGUAUCCUCAACAGUGAUGAUUUAAAUGUAGAUAAAGAAGAACAUGUUUAUGAGAGCAUUAUAAGGUGGUUUGAGCAUGAACAAAAUAAGAGAGAAGUGCACCUUCCAGAAAUAUUUGCCAAAUGCAUCCGCAUGCCUCUGUUGGAUGAGACAUUUUUAGAGAAAAUCCCUCCCGUGUUUGCACAGGCGAUGGCCAAAAGCUGUGUACAAAAGGGACAACCCAGUGCCAACGGCUACACACAACGGCUUGGAAUGACCGCUUCCGAAAUGAUCAUCUGCUUUGAUGCUGCCCACAAACACUCAGGAAAGAAGCAAACAGUGCCUUGUUUAGAUUCGGUCACAGGGAGAGUGUUCAAACUAUGCAAGCCACCAAAUGACUUGAGGGAGGUGGGAAUUCUCGUGUCCCCUGAUAACGAUAUUUACAUUGCGGGUGGUUACAGGCCGAGCAGCAGCGAGGUCUCCAUCGACCACCGAGCGGAGAGUGAUUUUUGGAUGUACGAUCACUCUGGCAAUAGGUGGAUUCCGAAGGCUCCUCUGCUGCGGGCCAGAAUAGGCUGCAAGUUGGUUCACUGCUGUGGGAAGCUGUAUGCCAUCGGGGGCAGAGUUUAUGAAGGAGAUGGGCGGAACUCUCUCAAGUCUGUGGAGUGCUAUGACAGCCGGGAGAACUGCUGGACAGCUGUGUGUCCCAUGCCGGUAGCUAUGGAGUUCCACAGUGCUGUGGAGUAUAAGGAUAACAUCUAUGUUCUACAGGGGGAGUUUUUCCUUUGCUACGACCCUCAGAAGGAUUACUGGGGCUUUCUGACCCCCAUGACUGUGCCUAGAAUCCAAGGCUUGGCGACCGUGUACAACGACUCCAUCUACUACAUAGCCGGCACGUGCGGGAACCAUCAGCGCAUGUUCACCGUCGAGGCCUACGACAUCGAGCAGAACAAGUGGACUCGAAAAAAAGACUUCCCCUGUGACCAGUCCAUCAACCCAUACAUAAAACUUGUUCUCCUCAAAAACAAACUCCAUCUCUUUGUCAGAGCUACUCAAGUCACUGUUGAAGAGCACGUUUUCAGAACCAGCAGGAAGAAUUCUCUCUACCAGUACGAUGAGGUCACUGACCAAUGGCAGAAAGUCUACGAGACUCCAGACAGGCUCUGGGAUUUAGGCCGGCAUUUUGAAUGUGUUGUUGCUAAAUUGUAUCCGCAGUGUCUUCAGAAAGUUAUUUAAUUUUUUUUUUUUUCUCAGUAACAGGCCUUAGUGAUUUCAGUGGUAAUUUGAUGCUAGAGAAAACAUGUCUUAAAAGAAAACAAAGAAAUUCUGUCAGUAUUUAUUGUAAGAUGAAACAGACAGUUUUUUGUAUAUGGGGAUGGGUGCUCUUUAAAGGUUGCAGUCCAGGGAGGGAAUUGUUGAUUCAGUUUCAUAUUUACUAAUAUUUUCCUGGGAAAUGAGAAGGAGGUUACAAAGUGCAAUUAUCAGCAAUUUUUUUCUGGUAGACACUUAAUCAUGUCAUACUAAAGGUUUUUUUUUGUGGUAAAAGCAAAUUAAGUGGAAGAGCAAGGAUAACUAUGCACUACAGUGAAAGAAAAUCUAGCAUUAAUAGUUAAGGAUGUCCAAGAUGUGUUGAAGUGACUUUUCUUCUUUUUCUCUUUUUUUUUUUUUAAUACGGGUAAAAUUUGAGGCAAUAUCACUAAGUUUUGUUGCUUUUCUUUUUUUUUUUUUUUUUUUUUUUAAAUAUAGAUUGAAAGUACAUAGAGAGGAAUGGUAGAUCCUGAUGCAUAAUGAGCUCUUCUUUUUGUACUGUUUUUGAAGUCUGCUAAGAUGUUUGUGAUGUUGUUUGUGCACUGCAAUUUGGGAGAAAAACUCAAGUCAGAAUUGGAUUGUGGAGUACCUUUGCCCCGGAUGGAGGCCUGUUCAUAUUGUUGUACCAGUUCUUGUCUGUGGAUUUUUGUUGAGAUUGAGCUUAAUGAUAGUGGGGAGAAAACCCAACACCUCUUUUUUGCCACAUAGGUGUAGUGCUGUAAAAACUUUUUUUUUUUUUAACACGGAUUAAAACCUUUUUUUUUCACCCCGUAAAGGGCUUUAACCCAAAAUUUGAUGGUGCUAGUACACUUUUAAUACUUGUUUGUCUCAACUGGGCCAGCCUUCUGCUACUGUUUAAGAUAGCCUGUUAUUUUCCAUGGAGUGUGUGUCUGUCUUCAGGCCCUGUCCUGUCAUCAGAUUGUCUUUUCUAACAUAACAUUUUUACUGCAGUGGUGUUCUUGCACAGAAUGGUGACAGGAUAUGGCCUUAAUAAUACUGAUUCUCUUUUACUUUUUUCCCUUUGUGUGGAGUGUUCAUUCUGUCUCCACUACAGUACAGUGCUAUGUGUAGAGUUGGCAUGUGCUCUGGUGAUUUGGAAAAGUGUGGUUUAACUUUGCAAGUUGUUUUUCUUUUCUCUUUGCAGUCGAGCCCCCAAAUAUCUUCUCUUUCCUUCUGAUCGAUAAUGUGAAAAAUUGCACUACUGAGCUGUCAGCAUUAUCCAGUGUGUAUAAAAGCAAAAUUGACAUUAAGCAUCCAUGGCUUAAAUAAUCUUUGGGGAAAUACAGAAUAAGGAAUAUAUUGCAACAAUUUUCUUUAUGUAUUUAACAUUUAACUUAUUUUUAAAAAGUAAAUAAGUUCAAAGUUCAGCCUUUACUUCAGUAGUGAAAAUUGGAUUUAAAAGGGAAAAGAGGACUCCUAAAACUUGCAUCAGCUGUAAUUUACCAGGUUUCUUACAGCUCUACUUUUUGCAGAGCUUUAAGUUAUCUUACUCUUUCCUGUUUUUCCUGUUGACCUAAGUAAACCAGUUAACUUGACAUGGCACUGGCCAUCACUGCCUGAAAGUGCUUACCAUUAUCUGGCUUAACAGCUGAUACUUCAGUCAGCCAAAUAUUUAGCUCAUUGUUUAUCCCCCUGGCAUGGCUGAGGAUUUGGAUAAUGUUUGUUUACUAUGUGGUCUUCCUGAUCCCAAAUGGAAUCUUCCUAAUACAUGAAAAUACUUGCCUGGUUCUAUUUAUUAAUUCUUGCACAAAAUGUUUUGAGAGGCAAAAGCAAACAAAAAACUGUGAAAUGAGAAGCAAAAUAAAAAUGCCUCUUUGCAUUACAUACCUCAUCUUCCAGAGAUUCACCAAACUCUUCUUCCAAUGCGAGCACCUGCAUUUUGUUCUUUUUUUUUCCUGAAUUUGGCAAUUCUCGCUAUGACUGCAUUUUCCAAGUGUUGAGGUGUAUUGCUUCUUUGUUUAGUUUUAUCUAUAUGCAUAGCCAAGAAUAAGGGGUUUUCUGAAAAGUACAACUAAUUUAAUUUUUAACUAAUGAUCCUUAGUCCUUGGCUAGCUCUCUUUGCGCUGUUGUAGGCCUCUAGCUGCAAGCUUUCUGAAGCACCCUCCCUAACAGUGUUGCAUUUGUGUGUGAGACCCUUUUUAUUUUU